Molecule: messenger RNA, 220 nt
Organism: Eimeria tenella
Lineage: Eukaryota; Apicomplexa; Conoidasida; Eucoccidiorida; Eimeriidae
Exons: 1
Source: RefSeq, a predicted model, not a curated record
UCGUCGCUGCCCACAGCAACAACACCUGCAGGAGCAACAGCUGCAGGAGCAGCAGCAAAGGCUGCAGGAGCAGCAGCAAAGGCUGCAGGAGCAGCAGCAAAGGCUGCAGGAGCAGCAGCAAAGGCUGCAGCAGCAGUACAUGCAGCAAAACCGGCUGCAGCAGCAACAACAGCUGGAGCAGCAACAGCUGGAGCAGCAGCAACACCAGACUCAACGGUGA